CGAAAAUAUUUUUAAACUAUGAAAUGAAAUAUCACUAUUAUAUUAUAUUAUAAACUAAAUUGAAUCAAAAUGAAAUUAGACACACAACUGGGCCGCGGAAUACUUACCACUCUGCUCUUCUGCACACUAUCUCUAGCAGCCGCAGAAGCAACAUCAUCGGUGGCAGUGGCGGUCACCGAACAGGCUCAGCCAUCCAAACCAACCAGCAACCACCUAUUCAUUCUCCACAGUGCCCAAAUCAGCAACAGUCUCCGCGUAACGCAGUACUGCAACACCAAAUGCAUCAACAGCGACUCCGCCUGUAAAUCAAGCUGCAUCAAUGACCUCAGCUUCACCGACGAAGACAUCCUCAAGCGCACUCAGAAAUGCACCACCGAUUGCCACACCCAACCGGAAGAACUGAUCUCCAUGUGCAUCCAACGAUGCUUCCACUAUAUGGUUGACCCUCUCCGGCAUGUAGUCAGUGAGCGGGAGAAUCGCUUGGCGGCGGUGGGAAAUGACGGGAUGCUUGUGGAGAAUGAGUUUAUUAAGACGCGUGUUAGGUUGAUUGGCCCCAAUGGGUUGCCGCUGAGGGAGGAUCAGCAGCCAGCGACAAGUAUUCCAACUGGACGGGCGCCGAUGCUGCUGGCAGAGGAGGAGGAUAAUGAGAGGAGGGGGAAGGGGAGGGAUGAGAGUGCAAGGUCGGAAGGGUAUCGCGUGGAAACAGUGAACACCGCCGAGGGUUUGCUGAGUCGUCAAAUGCAGGUAUGGGGCGCACUAUCAUUAGCUCUUGCUGCUGCUGUUUGGAUUUAA
Messenger RNA from Kickxella alabastrina, 792 nucleotides. RefSeq lists its product as uncharacterized. The coding region runs from base 70 to 792 and encodes 240 amino acids. The transcript has a single exon. The record is from RefSeq and is a predicted model, not a curated record. NCBI's taxonomy places the organism in Eukaryota, Fungi, Kickxellomycota, Kickxellomycetes, Kickxellales, Kickxellaceae.